GCAGUCAACAUGCCGCGUCUCUAGCAGGAACAAGCUUGCGUACGCCAUAACUUCUUCAUACGCGUGCCUCGACAUGUACACUUCCACUGACCUCACCGUCAGUUGUCUGUUGAACCUCUUCUUCGCGACUUUUUCAACAUCAUGGUCAUGACGUAAUGUUCCAAUGUUAAAACGUCACUCCUCACCUUCAACAUGCUGGCACCUCUGCGCCGCUUCGUCCAAAGCCCCAACCCCUUCAUGAACGGGCACGCGAUUGGACUCACUCGAAGCGCUGCUUCGAGCCCCCGGCGAUGGCUCCGUCUCCUACUGAUGAUCGCUUUCAUAGCCAUCAGCGUCAAUCUAUUGCUCCUCCUCGACUCGACCUUUGUUGGAAAGCUACCAAGUCAAAUCCUGGGCAACCAAGCAUUCCACCCCAAGCCCUUCGCGCCCGCCCCGCACGGUCUCGAAUCGCAAGGCGAUAGCAAUGGACAAGACUACUGGCUAUGGGAGACGAAGACCCUGUUCAAGAAGAAAGAGAACAUUGACUGGAAUGUCGGGAUCAUGGACGAAUGUUUCCUGUUCCCCAGAGACAUCUUCAACAAGGUACAGGUUGUGCUCAAGACAGGCACGGCAGAUGACGGAGCAAGGACGGACGCGAUGGUGAACACGAUAAUCAAGUGCAUACGAAACGUGCUCAUCGUCUCGGACGGAGACCAUACUUACGGGCCUCACAAAGCCGUCGAUGUACUCGCGGACCUUCCGGCGAAGACAUACAUGAAGGAAGAGGAUUAUUUCGUCUACGAGACGCAAAGGAACGCUACUCGCGAUGGCAUAGAGCUCCAUCAGGGUCAUGAGGGGUGGAAGAUUGACAAGUACAAGUUCCUUCCGGGGGUAGAGAAGGCGAUCGAGCACAACAGCAAGGCCAAGUGGUACGUCUUCCUGGAGUCAGACACGUACUUGUUCUGGGACAACAUAUUCCGCCUUCUUGACAACUACGACCCUUCACUGCCGUACUUCUUCGGCUCGCCCUCACCUGGGCGAAAGUACCGUCCCAACCCAAAGUCUGAAGACGAAGAGCAGGUGUGGUUCGCAUACGGUGGCUGCGGUUUCAUCCUCUCUACAGCUGCAGCGCACCGACUCGUCGAUCUCCCGCGCAAUAGACUCGGCGUCAAGGGUCCCCGGCUCACAGCCGAAUACGAGGAAGACAUCAGGAACGACUGCUGCGGCGACAGUAUCUUGGGAUGGGCGCUCCACGACAAGGCUGCAGUGGGCAUCAGCGGUCUGUGGCCCAUGUUCAACCCGCACAGGCUUGAGGACGUACCGUUUGGCAGAGAUUACUGGUGUGAGCCUGUCAUCAGCCUGCACAAAACUAACCCCUCGUUCAUGAAAGAACUUUGGAACUGGGAGAAUGAGCAACAUCAGCAACACGAGCGCCCUUUGCUAUACAGCGAUCUUCUCUUUUCUUUUCACAGCAACUUCUCACAGCGCGAGAACUGGGAUGCAGCCUUUGACGCAGGCUUCCAACUUGAUCACAAUUCCACAGUACACACAAGCCUCCAUGCCUGCGAAGCCGGUUGCUUUGCGCAUGAGGAGUGUCGACAGUACACCUGGCACGGAGCGCAUUGCUAUUACGCAAAAGCGCUGUAUAUCGGCCACGCGAAAGAGCCGGAUGGGUUUCACGAACCGGAGGACCGAAAGUACAUCAGCGGUUGGGAUAUUACGAAAAUACAAACAUGGAGUUUGGAGAAUACAUGUGGGGAGGGAGCGCAUUGGGUGAAACCAAGCGUUAAAAGAAAGUACUGAGCGCCUGAGGUUCAGGUCGAGAACUACGCCAGGGCGAGAGGCGGUAGCCGUACCCAAACGACAACCUGUUAUCAUGUUGCACGGCCCGAGCCUGUAAGCCCUUCAGCACUUGACUCGAGGUCAGGGGAGCCUAAGGAGCAAACACUAGACGGACAACACGUUGGCAUCGAGUUUUGAAGACGAAGUGAUCGGCUUGAGGCAUCAUGGUUUCACCACAAGCCAUAUCGCCGGGCAACAUUUGGUAAACAAUACCGAUAAACAAUACCGAUCAGCCACACCAGUUGCACCGUGCAAAAGUCAAUUGAAGGCUUGAUCUUCACCGGAAAUCAUCGCAUUGCAUCAGUAGCAAGGCUAGCGUGACGUUCACUGCAGGACAUGCAGGUCUUUAGCUACACACGUCGAAUGUCACACCGUAGAUCAACUUUAUCGCCAUACGCGCAAAUAUAAUCUUGAUUGCCAAAA
Molecule: messenger RNA, 2244 nt
Organism: Macroventuria anomochaeta
Lineage: Eukaryota; Fungi; Ascomycota; Dothideomycetes; Pleosporales; Didymellaceae
Product: glycosyltransferase family 31 protein
Exons: 1
Coding region: 193-1782 (529 amino acids)
Cellular component (GO): membrane
Molecular function (GO): glycosyltransferase activity
Source: RefSeq, a predicted model, not a curated record